UUCCCUUUGGUGAAUCAUUUCUCCUUUAUCAUAUUCCUGAGGGUGGGGGCGUUAUGGAGAUCCUUAAGUAGCGGAUGGUCAGAUGAAAUGGCACACAGAGGAAACAUGAACACCUCGAGCAUUUACAGCACAUUCGGACGCUUGUUGCCCAACAACUUUUCUAUUUGGGAGCAUCUCCAAAAGAACUGGACUACCCAUGGUUUGACGCCUUUCUCCAUCGACUUUCUGUUUGCGGGACAUGAACCUGACACAAUAGUUUUAAUGGUGAUGUAUAUGAUAUCAUUCGUGACCGGACUGGUGGGGAAUAUAAUGGCUCUGUGGGUCCUGACGCGCCGGAGGAAUCGCUUGUCUGGAGCUUCAGCCACCAGGAGACUCCUGGUCAACCUGGCGGUGUGUGACAUGAUGGUAGUUUGCGUCUGCAUGCCGGUUAAUUUAGGACAUCAGGUGUAUAACGCGUGGGUGUUUGGCGACUUUCUGUGUCGAGCUGUGCCGUUCGUUCAAGCGGUAUCAGUCUCUGCCAGUGUUCUGAGUCUGGCCGUGAUCAGUUUGAACAGAUACUACAGCGUCCACAGUCCCCUGCACGCCAGAUCUUUCUUCACGGCCAGGAGAAUGAUAUGCAUGAUUGCUGUGGUGUGGAUCGUAUCUUCUGCACUAUGUUUGCCAUUGUUUUUCAUGAACACGACUAAGACGCUUUCCCUACUAGACGGACUGCAUACAGUGACCGUGUGCUUGGAGAGCUGGUCUAAAGUCAAACUGCGCCAGGGUUACAACUUUUUACUCUUCUGCGCGUUGUAUGGAUUUCCGGUGGUCUUUAACCUGGUCAUUUGCUUUUUGACCUGCUGGAAAUUGAGUAGAGGAGGCACAUCAUCAAUAUCAGAUCCUAACCAGCUCGCGCUAACCUCUUCAACAUCGCGCCUGAAAACGCGCAAGAGGAUCGCCAAAAUGGUCUUUGCGCUCGUGCUGCUGUUCACUUUCUCCUGGCUGCCGCUCUAUGCCGUGGAUAUCUGGAUCGACUCCCACAUUCCCAGCUCUCCUGAUCGACAUGAUGAGCUGAGCAACGUUGAACAUCAUUGGAUUCUCCAGAGCAGACCCUUUGCGCAAUGGCUGGGUCUCACCAACUCAUCCCUCAACCCUCUUUGCUACUGCUUUGUUGGAAAUUUGUACAGAUCGGCCAGAAGAUUUAGAGAAAGCUACAGAGAGAAGAUUUCAUCUGUCAUGAGUCUGACCAAUAAGUCUUCAAUGAGAAAUUCGGCCUCUAAAAUCCAGCAGCGCAACUCUGGCUCAUCUGGGAGGUUUGCUUCAGAAACGAGGAGCGACACUGCUUUCAGACUGACCAGAAGUAAAAGCUUGUCUGCAACGACUGUGUGUGAGAGUAUUUGACUGGGGGAGAAGGAGAAUACAGACAGACUUGAAACAAUGUGAAAAGGGCGAUGCUUUGUAAUAACUUUCAUUGAUAAAUCAUUAAUCCUUAAUAGAGUGGUAGUUCAUGUACAUUUCAACAUAUUUUUUAAAAGCCAAACUAAAAUAUAAUAUAAUAUAAUAAUAAUAGUUAUUAAUCAAAGUUAUUAUAAAGUGUUACUGUGAAUUAUCUUGGCUAUUUUGUUUGUAAUUAUUUUCUGUUAAAUAAAUGAAUACCAGAUUUGUUCUGAAAACAGUGAAUAUGAGUGGAAAAUUGCAGUCUGAUAUGGAAGGAAACCCAGAAUGUGAGGCUCAAGCCAGGAUUAAUGGUACCGCUGAGGGGCUUUAGCCCUGACGUGUGGUUGUCUGUUAUUCCACCAACUUCUCCCCAACAGAAAUAGAAAGAUCCCUGUAUAAUAAAUAUUCCUACUGUUAGCCUAUACAUUUUGAAGACACUAGAAAUUUAGAUUUAUAGCUCCUAUUUGGUGGGCAGAACAGUUCUCUUACAAAAAUAAAAGGUUCUUUACUAGCAUCUAUAUUGUACAUCCAUGGCAUCUUUCCAGUCCUCCAUAGGUUCUUUCCCAGCUAACAGGGAAUGUUCUCAGAACUUUGGCUUAUAAGGUUCUUUCAAAGUUAUGAACACAUGUUCUUUCAGUAGCAUUAAUGGAACCUUCGUUCAAAGUUAUCUGGUCUAAUAAUGUUCUCAAAACGUUAGCACAAAAACAUUACUUUUUUUUUUUUUUUUAAAGUAACGUUCCCAAAAUUACUGCUGAAUGAUAAAUUGGAAUGUUUCCUUGGAAUGUUUUUAAACAUUUUUAAAAAAUUGACAUUUUGAAAAUGGACGUUCAGAGAACAUUCAGAAAUAAUGUUUUCAUAACGUAACGGGAACGUCAGAAAAACUUUCUUAGAACACUUUUGGUUUCACUUUAUUUUGAUGGUCAACACCUUCUGUUGACUAUAACGUUGCACCUACAUGUCUACUAACUCUAAUUAGAGUGUUAGUAGAGUGUUAGUAGACUGGUAGGGUUAGGGUUAGAAUAAGUUGACAUGUACUUGCAAAGUUAGACCAUCACAAUAAAGAGUUAGCAGAUAUUAAGCAGACAGUCUACUAAUACUCUAAUGACAGUUAGCAGACAUGUAGUUGCAAAGUUACUUAUAGUCAACAGAAUGUUCAAAAGGGACCAUCGAAAUAAAGUGUUUCCCAUUUUAAAAUGUUCUUCAUACUAUGAAAAAAUGGUUCUUUUAAGAACUGUUCACUGAAAGGUUCUUUGAGAAACCCAAAAUGAUUCUUCUAUGGCAUCGCCGUGAAAACCCCUAUGUGGAAGCUUUAUUUUUAAGAGUCAAUGACAAAUUAGAGAUCUGCAGAGAACCAUAAUGCUGUUGUUUUAAUGUUUGCCGUCACACAAGCUAAAAUUUUGAUGAAAAAAUGACUCUGUCGGAGAGUAAUGGAUUUAUUCAGGUAAUUUCCCGCUUCUAGUGUGACUAAUAUAGGUGAUAAUUUGUUGUCAUAAAGAUGGAGCAUAGACAGUGUAUAGCAACCCAGUAAUUUUGACAAACAGAUCUCUUUAAUUUUCUGUGCAAUUAAAUUUUCGCACUAAUCAGGACAAAUGGGAUUCAAAGAUUAUCCUCAAGCGCAAAAGAUUUUCUGUGCAUGAAGAUGUGAUCUGUGCAUGCAUGCUGGCUUUAUUCAGAAAUAAUAAUUAAGGCAGAUUUACAUCAUUAACUGAAAACUGACUGUGCAUAAUUUGCUUAAAAAAAUGAAAACAGGCAAGAUACAUCAAUACAUCAAAACUACAUUACAUAUAAGUGCUGAUUGUUGUAAAUGACAUUAGCUUCACUUAGGUGCUGAUGUUUUUUUUUUUUUUUUUUAAAUACCUGAAUAAGCCAUGUAAUGCUCUGCAUUCAUCUCAUUUUAUUGUUUUCGAGACAAAACUUAGUAUUUAAUUUUCAAUUAAAUAGUAAAAUGAUGGUGUUGCCACAAUAAUAUUGUCUGAAGCUUGAAAUACACAUACAUUGAUAAA
Ctenopharyngodon idella (grass carp) is the source of this 3419-nucleotide messenger RNA. RefSeq names its product galanin receptor 2a. NCBI's taxonomy places the organism in Eukaryota, Metazoa, Chordata, Actinopteri, Cypriniformes, Xenocyprididae. The transcript has a single exon. Gene Ontology annotation, biological process: neuropeptide signaling pathway. The coding region runs from base 88 to 1380 and encodes 430 amino acids. Gene Ontology annotation, cellular component: membrane. The record is from RefSeq and is a predicted model, not a curated record. Gene Ontology annotation, molecular function: peptide binding; G protein-coupled receptor activity.